UGUCCGUUCCUAGCGGCUGCCUCUGCCUGGCCGCGCCUGAGCGGGAGCCGCGGGGUUGGAGCGCGCCGCCGCCGCCCCGCCAUGGCCGAAGCCUAUUUCCCAGUGGGGCCCGGGCUGGGGCCCGAGGAGAAUUUCCUCUCGCUGGAAGACAUCCUGAUGUCCCAGGAGAAGCUCCCGGGGCGCGUGGAGGCUGCCCUGCCCCGCCUGGCUGCCGUGCUGGGCAAGGGCGCGGCGGCCGGCCAGAGCGACGGCAUCCCGGAGGGUUCAAAGGUGGAAAUACCCCUGUGGCUAGCAAAAGGGUUGUAUGACAACAAACGGAGGAUACUUUCAGUGGAACUGCCCAAGAUUUACAAGGAAGGCUGGCGGACAGUGUUCAGUGCUGAUGCCAAUGUGGUUGACCUGCAUAAAAUGGGGCCAUACUACUAUGGCUUUGGCUCCCAGCUCCUGAAUUUUGACAAUCCAGAGAAUCCAGAGAUAGCUCAGACUAUACUGCAGACAUUUAUUGGCCGUUUCCGUCGCAUCAUGGACUCCUCCCAGAAUGCCUACAAUGAGGACACCUCUGCACUGGUGGCACGGCUGGAUGAGCUGGAACGAGCGUUGUUUCGAGCUGGCCAGAAAGGGCUGAAUGACUUUCAGUGCUGGGAGAAGGGGCAGGCUUCUCAGAUCACAGCAUCCAGCCUGGUGCAGAAUUACAGGAAGAGAAAAUUCACAGACAUGGAUGGUUGAAAGCAUGAAGGACAUAAAACUGCUAUAGGGGACACUGAGGUUCUCUGUGUCAGAGAGAAGAGAGACCAGCCAACCUUGGGAAAGAACAGACUCUCCUCCCAGUUUAACUGAAGUUCUGCGCAGCAUCUUCAGAUUAGACCAAAGCACAUUUUAGACUAGAGGACGAGUAUAACAAGAAUACAUCACAAAAUUAUUUUACAGCACACACAUCCUUCUCUCAUGGAUUUACGGUAAUAGUUUUGGGCUUCAUAGCUGAGUGGAUAUAAAAGGCUUGUCUGAAAGAGGAUCAUUUAAUAUUUACUGUUUUUAUCAUAUAAAUAGAUCUGGAAUUGUAAAUAGGGAUUCUGAAAAUGUAGUUUCAACUCUUUCACCCCCACCUCAAAUCCCACCUUCCCCACACAUACCCCAAUGUGUUGUUUCCAGCUUCAUGAUUCCAGAGGACAUCCCAGUAACAUGAGGAGAAGAGUGGUAUAGACUGCAUUGUGUUAUCCCCUUCUCUCUUGCUAUGGCUUAAUGUGCCAGUACAAGUGUCUUUGUUAGGAGUAAGCAUCUGCUGUUAGCUGAUUCUGUUGCUGCUUUAGUUUCGUAUGUGAUUUUAAUGCUUGUCAUUGGUACAGCGGAGACUGCCUUCUGUUUGUCCACACAGCAGUUGUAGUGGUGUUGCAAGCUUUAUGCACCCUGCCUCCACCUCCCACUGCCACUACUAUGCCUCAUACCCAAAAAAGCCCACUUCUGGGCAGCAGGUGGGAAUGGAAUGCCCAUUCGCUCCUAGAUGCAUGGCGGUUUUUGUGAUGUGGACACCGCGGAAGAAGUUCUCCUGAUUGCUAGUUUUGGCUAAUGGUGAAGGGGCAGAUCUAAUGAAUUGUUUCUUUCCUUCUGAUCUAUUGUUGUUUCCUCUCUGGAAAUGCCAUUCUUGCCAUUGGGAGCGAAUGGAAUUAGAACUCAUUAAACAGCACAAGAGUUGCUCUAUGGAGAUGUCCUCAAAAUGUAGCUCUGCUUGUGAGUCACGUUGGAGGGCACGAGAACACCCAGAAACACAUGGUUCCCUCUCUAGAAAGCUGCUCAUGGGACCAUUGGAAUCGGUAUUCUUGGGACAAGUCAUUAGAAACUAUCUGAGUGUUUCUUAGCCUUCCUUGGGAGGAAGCCCUUUAAAAAGUAACUACCAAGAGGGGCCUUCUCCUGAGAGGUGCUGAGCAUUCACAGUGCCUGUUGACUUCAUUAAUAGCUGUGGAUGUUAAUCAGACUUUCAGCAUCUCCUGGGAUCAGGCCCAUGGAGAGCUAAAUUUUGUAUGGGCAACUUGUUCUUGUCCACGAAUACUUAAUGUAACUGUUGGCUAAGGGAUCCCCCAGAAUGGGUGAGUGGCCAUUCUUGGGCCUCAGGAGUGAAAGCUCUGCCUCUGCAGUUAAUCAGAAAGGAUACUGACUGCUGGAUACGGCAGCAUCUUCAACUUUCCAUGGUCUCUGAAGUGCACAGGGCAACUAUCCCACUGCAGGAGACGAAGUAGCAGCUAGUGGAAUAUGAAGAGGGAGUUCAAGCAUGCACAUUAUUAAAUGCCGCUGUGCUAAAUGACAGCAUGCUAUAAAAAUGAUGCAUUUUUUAUAAAACUAAUUUUAGCCUGGAUUUGUAUAUUCUAUUUUGGGAUUUCUGUGCUGAAUAAAUGAGUGUUUCACGUGAAAUAAGUUCUUCACACAGAGUGUCUCUCUGUAAUUGCCCUGCUGCUGAGAAUCAGUCAUGGCCAGGAGAAGAAUGACCACUCAGAAACCUUAGCCAGAGGGUUAGUGAAGUCUUGUUGCUAGAACCCACCAUGUUCUUCACACUGCUCCCAAACAUAGGAGUGUUAUGUUUAUACACUUCCGCUGGCAAGCAACAUCUUCUGUUUGACUCCCAGCUCCACUGAGACAAUCCUAGCAUUUGCCAUGAGUCACAUUAGAGACACUGCUAGCAUAGGCGCCGACUUCUGCUCCCGCUGGUGGGUGGCCAGCUCCACCCCUUCCAUGAGGUCUUUCCCCCAUUCCAACCCUUUCCCCAAAGUCCCCACCCCAACUCCGCCCCCUCCCUGCCCCUAUUCCAACUCCUUCCCCAAAUCCCCGACCCCACCUCUUCCCUGCUUCCUCCUCUUAGUGCGCCGUGUUCCCACUCCCCUCUCCCCGCUUCCCAGAGCGGCCAAACAGCUAUUUGGCAGCAGCUGGGCGGGAAGCGUUGGCAGGUAGGCAGAGGAGAGGGGUGGCGCGUUCGGAGGGGGUGGGGGAAAGAGGAGUUUGGCUGCCAGUGGGUGCAGAGCACCCACUAAUUUUUCCCUGUGGGUGCACCAGCCCCGGAGCACCCGUGGAGUCGGCGCCUAUGACUGCUAGGUUGAUACAAGGCUCCAACCUUUGAUCUUGUUUUUUAAAAAAGUAUAAAACCCAAGUGACAGAAAUGUGUCGGUAUUUAUGCUUAGAUUUUGGAGUUUUUGUUUUUAAUUGAUAUUUUUGAUGUAACCAUUCUCUUGCAGUAUGUGCAGCCCAAACAUUGAAGCAUUGUGGUAAUACUCAAGAACCGGAAAGUGAAAUUGACUGAUAAUACUGUACAGCAUUCACUGUAUAUAGUGCUUAUAUUCAAACACUUUCCAAAUAUUAGCUAAUGAAUUCUCACAAUCCCAGAGGGGGAAACUCAGGCACGGACAUACAUGACACGCCAAAGGUCACACAGCAACAUGAUGGCAGAGCCAGACAUAGGAUCUGUGUCCUGACUCCUACUCAGUGCUCUAACUACUAGAAUGCAGGCGCUCCAAAAUAAGAGCAAAACAGACGCAAUCUGUUUUCAUUGUCCAAGCUGAGUGAAGUGAAAACAGACCAAUCAGCAUAUAUGAUUUAAAAGUAAUUUAGGUUUUAAAAACCCAGUUUUAAAGGGGGCAUCAUUGACAUGAAAUCUAGUCUGAUUGCCAAACAACACGCGUUCCCUAAAUUCUUUUACCAAUUUUCAUGGCAUGUUUUUUAAAAAAAAGUUUUCUCUCAAGCAGCAAAGACAUUGAAACGACUCUGCACAAAAUGCUGUCACACACAAAGUGAACAAAUUAAAAAAUAGAGGAGUUUUUUUCUCUAACCUCUUGCAGUAAUCUUAGGUGUACUUGUGAAAGUAGUAGGUACAAAAUGUUCACAUAAAUGUAGUGGUUGGUUGUUUUUUCCGUAGAUAAAUGUUCCUUUGAUACUUUCAGGUGUUACUAAUAAGCAGGAUAGGACUUUUAAAAAGAAAACAUGAUAUUUAACAUGACAGUGUCCUCUGAAAUUGCAGCUAACAGCAGAUUUUAUGUGCUAUUGAUUUUCUUGCUGUCUUGUAUGCCUUAUUCUAUGCAGAAAUACUUCAUGGCUGUUCCUGGGACUAGAUGCCAUUGAGAAGCCUUGCAAGGUAUCUGGCUAAGCCUACUGAUAAACACAAACUGUACUUUGUAAUCACACAGCAGCAAACUAAAGUGAGAAGAGUUUGGAUUUGCAUACUUGUAAAACAGAAACAAUCCCUGUCAUUUGACUAACAAACCAGCAAAGUGGAAGGUCGCUCUAGAAUACUGGCAGCGAAUCCCUGUCAGAAGUAAUGAGUUGGAAAACUCCUCUCGAGUCUACGUUUGCACCUAGAUUCUCUUUAAACUUUUUAUUUAUUGCUUCUCAGGUACUUUUCUUUACAGCAGAGGCAGCCACUGAGGCAUGAUGCCCAAUUAAAUAUAAAUAGCUUUUCAACCUACAUGCAAAACCACCCAUCCCAGUUCUUUCCUCCUUUUUUACUUCUGUUGCAGCUUCUUCACCAGCUGCUUUGUGCUCUAAUCAGUGUCUCAGAAGCUAUUGAUUGCCCCUGCCAGACUGGAAGUAGUAGGUGUAAUCAUUCUGACUUCAGUAUUGGACACCAAUCUCCAUAGCAGAGAGGUCAAGCUAGGUCAAGAAAUAGCAACCAGGAAAAGAUAAAGCAAAAAGUGGCACCAGACCUUUUAGCACAUCCUUUGGCAUGAAGGAAUCUAUUUAACAGGAAGACAUUUUAGGGUGGGAUUUUUGAAAGUACCAAAGUGAGUUUGAAGCACAAAUCCUAUAGCAAAUCAAUGAGGUGUCUGCUUGUAAGUCUUUUGAAAAUCCCACCACUGUCCUGGCAAGGGGGGUUCUGAGCUGACACCUACAGAUUAGCCAGUGGCUGAGCCCUACUGUAUCAAUUUGAGGAGUGAGGUGUGACCCAGGGACUUCUUGGUGCCAACCAACAGAGAGCACAAGGGAUACAUAGGGUUGCACAGGGAUCCCCUGGGUCAGAUAUAGGCAUAUUAGUUCACCAAAGGGUGACAUGAAAGGUCUCUACUGAGAGGCAGUAGCCCACAGGUCUCCAUAAUCAUUUCAAAAUGUUUUCAUGGAUAAUAUUUAAGGAGUUACUUAGCCAUACUGGAAAUUGUGUUUUUAAAAUCUUAAAGUUAAGACAGGUAACUAGGAGAUGACAUGCUGUGGACAGGUUCUUUUUAGGCAGGGCUUCUCGCCGGACACUUGUAUGGUUAUUGUGUAUUGUGUGCCUCACAAUGGAUGCUGAUUUACAGACAAAGUAAAAUGCUGAUUGAGAUUGUGAAAUCUACAAGAAAGGAAUAUACAGGAAAAAGCAACCAGCAGGGGGGCAUCUGGCUUAUGUAUAAGGACAGUCAAUAAUUCUGAUAUAUCUGUGGGUGCAAACAGACACCCUAGAUCGUCCACUGAGUAGGCAAGCUGACAGUGAGACUUAUCUCAUGAAUGAAAGAUCACAGCCAAACCUGGCUAUAAAAUGGUGCAAGGACUUUGGGUGAGCAUUGCUCUCUAAGACAUGAAAGUGUCUAGGUUCUAGAACAUGAUUUUAUUUUAUAUGUAACCAUAUGUUUUUAGUACUUCUUGCUAUCACAUGAAUUUCUACACUUUGUUCAAUAAACUUUUACUU
Mauremys mutica (yellowpond turtle) is the source of this 5635-nucleotide messenger RNA. RefSeq names its product GINS complex subunit 3 (gene GINS3). Lineage: Eukaryota; Metazoa; Chordata; Testudines; Geoemydidae. Gene Ontology annotation, cellular component: GINS complex. Gene Ontology annotation, biological process: mitotic DNA replication initiation. Bases 82 to 726 code for a protein of 214 amino acids. The record is from RefSeq and is a predicted model, not a curated record. The transcript has 3 exons.